GCCGCGACCUUGCGGGCUUCAAUUUCCAUCUCAAUCUAUUGCCUGGCCGACGCGAACAAUGCCGCUCAAAGCACCCGCGCCUGCGCAAUCGGCAGCCAGACGCGCAAUUGAAAAUGCAUUCAAGGAUUUGGAGCGCACCAUUUCCCCAGCCGAUUCCCGCGAUUUUAGCUCAACAACACUCGACGAUGUCAGAAAGGCGGCCAUCGACGUUGAGCGCCAGCUCGCAGCUCGGCAGUCCCUGCGCAACAUGCGACGGCUGGAGCCUCUUUUCCAGGGUCUGGAACACUACGCCAAGGUCAUCGACGUCCUAUGCAACGGAACCGACUACAUGUCGUGGAUUUGGGCUCCAAUUAAGCUCAUCAUGAAGAUCUCGAGCGACUACGUUGAAGCGUUCGAGCGAAUCAUCAAGGCUUAUUCGCAGAUUGCCGCUUCGCUUGGGAGGUUUCGGCUUCUGGAGCAGUCCUUCAAGGGCAAGCCGCAGCUCUAUCCCACCUUUGCCAUCUUCUAUGCCGACAUUCUCCGUUUCCACAAAGCGGCGUACAAAUUCGUCACACGUCGCUGUUGGAAAAUCAUCUUUGUGACAGCGUGGGGUCGGUUCCAACGCGAAUUUGAGAAUAUUCUUGAAGAUCUCAAAAACCACGAGGAUCUCAUCGACAAAGAGGUCAACGCCCAUAACAUUGUCGAGGCUAGAGAGAUGAGGGCUCACCUGGAGGCGUGGAGAAUCGAGAGCUCUGAGAGGCUUGCCAGAGAAGAAAAAGAACGAACAGCGAGGCAGCUCCAGGAUCUUACCAGCUGGCUGCGGCUGGACAACUCGGACCAAAUCGUUCUUCUCGACUCCAUCACAAAAGUGGGCACCGACUAUCCAGGCACCGUAGACUGGAUAGUCAAGAAACCACAAGUGGUUGCCUGGUUACGGUCAACGUCUGAAGUUCCAUUCCUGUGGCUCCAGGGGGGUCCCGGAACAGGCAAAAGUGUCAUAAUUGGGCGACUUUUGGCCUUCCUCAAGGCUUCAAACUCUUCUGUGGUUCUCAGUCACGCCUGUUCCUACUCGUAUAACUCUUCGACCAUGUAUGACCAGAUCAUCAAAUCCCUGCUUCUUCAAUGCACACGGGUUGAUGGUGACCUGGUGGCGCAUAUUUGGGAAGAGUACGUUGGAGGCAAGCAGCCUAAUCUCUCGCUUCUCGAAAAGCUUCUUGAAACUGCCAUCGAGAUCAUUUCCGGCAACAAGCAGGGCAAUAACACUGUCCACAUAAUCCUUGACGGGUUGGAUGAAUGCCCCAACGACAAACAACGUCGUCUUAUCCGACUGAUGGAGAGGCUCGCGUCGGUUGGAAACACGUGCAAGGUGCUCGUCUCCAGCAGGGACUCAACGGCUCUCCAGGGAAGACUAAAAAUGAAACACAUUCUUUCUCUGUGCGAAGAGAAGGCGAGCCUGACAGAAGCUAUUGCGAGAUUUUCCGAACUUCGGCUCGGAAUCAUGGGCGACAAAUUGAUGCAACUUAGAAUUACAGAGGAGACCAAGAUGAAACUUGCCAAACGGAUAGGAGACAAGUCAGACGGAAUGUUCCUCUGGGCAUGCCUAGUCUUGAACUACUUGUCAGCAAACUUCUUUUACAGCGGCGACGAAUUCGUAGAGGCGGUGGACAGCUUGCCCCCAGAGCUUUCGCAGUUUUAUGAGAAGAUACUAUCACGUGUUUUAUCCGACCUUGACUCUCGCUCAGCUGCCCGACUCAAGACGAUUUUUGGCUGGAUAGCAUUCUCCAGGCGUCCACUUCGGAAGUCGGAGCUGCAGUCUGCUCUCUUAUUCCACGAGGAUGGGCCAACGGGAUCUCAUCCGGUGCCAGCAUAUGUACUUGAGGCGUGCAAGCCCCUCGUAGAAGAGAGGCGAAAUUCCACCCUCGUCUUUAUCCACGUUUCGGUUAAAGACUUCCUUUUGAGCGACGCCUGCAAAAGCUCUGUUCGCAUGGAUGACUUCGCGGUGCGGUGGGAAAACGGUAUCGCUUCAUUGAGAUGUCUCCGUGCCGCGCUUGGCGUCUUCAACCCCCGCUCUAGCAAGUACAACCGAGAGAUUCAACUCGUACGUGGAGUCUGGGGCUUUGUUGCUUAUGCGUCCGAAUUCUGGGACCUUCAACUAGUAGAAAUGGUCACUAUUCCAGUAGCGAAUUGGGAUGCUCGAUUCGGUGUAGUGGCUGCAGAUUUAUCGGCUGCAUUAGCCACACCGCGACCGGGCCACGUCGAUAUGCCCCAAGGCCAAGUCAUCGAGGAAAUUGAGCCAAUCCGGUGCUAUCCUAGUCUUUGGUACGACGCCACGAUGAGCUUGCAAGAUCGCUCCGAGGGACUCGCGCGCCCACAAGGUGUCCAAACCGGAGAUGAUAUGAAGGAGCCCACCCACAUUCGCCACAUUUCUGAGAACUACGAGACAGCCGUACAACACCUGAUCAACCUUGAAGACCACUACGAGGCCACUGGAUCCGAGCUGGCGCUGUUCCGCGAGAACUUCGCUGGACACGCCUAUCCCUGCCGCUUUGCUUCGUGUGCCCACCCUGCUACAGGGUUCAAGACCAGCGAGGAGCGCAACGCACAUGAAUCUUCACACGCGCCCAAAUUUCCUUGCACCGAGCCAAGCUGCCAGUACCCCCCGUUCACCUCUAGCAGAGCUCUAAAGAAGCAUAUAUCAGACUGCCACGACAAACAACGUGUCAAGUUGAUUGUCAGGAAGACAAUUUUGUCUGGAAACCGCGUGAUUGAAAGCCAUGCCGAAGUUAAAGCGAUAGGACUCGGAGAGCCUGGCUACAGACCAAACCUCUCUCGGCGAAUAGUAAACACGAGGGGUAGUGUUAUGGAAACCGCGAAGCGGAAAGUCGGUUCAAUAAGCCUCCUACAGCAGUUUCUCGCUGCACAAGACGUUAUGCUACGCGCAAAUGGAAACAACAGCGCUAAUACCGUUGAAUUGGCUGGGGAUGGUGGUCUUGCAGUAUCUGAGAGUAAGAGUGGGAGUCUAGUCACGUCCAACGAUGUUGGCGACCACCACGAUACUCGCGACCACGAUACUCGCGACCAAAGCUGGGCCGAUAUGUUUCUUGCUGGACCUGUUCAAGUUAAAUACAACAGCGCUGCUGAGCUGGACCACCUUCUUGAAGAAUUAAACAGAAACUUCUAGGCGCUACAGAUUCCAGUACUGCUUCACCCUCACUGACUCCAAUUACAGACCCCAAAUCAAUACGGGAUUAUCUGCUGGGGGAUUUGACGGAGGGUGAGCGAGCUAUUGAUGUGUCGAGGAUAUACACUCGAAAUAUGGCUCUCGAUCUACUGAACCGUGGUACAA
Lasiosphaeria miniovina is the source of this 3325-nucleotide messenger RNA. RefSeq lists its product as uncharacterized. The transcript has 7 exons. NCBI's taxonomy places the organism in Eukaryota, Fungi, Ascomycota, Sordariomycetes, Sordariales, Lasiosphaeriaceae. The coding region runs from base 59 to 3160 and encodes 1033 amino acids. The record is from RefSeq and is a predicted model, not a curated record.